Molecule: messenger RNA, 1003 nt
Organism: Aspergillus sclerotioniger CBS 115572
Lineage: Eukaryota; Fungi; Ascomycota; Eurotiomycetes; Eurotiales; Aspergillaceae
Product: EF-hand superfamily Ca2+-modulated protein
Exons: 4
Coding region: 1-834 (277 amino acids)
Source: RefSeq, a predicted model, not a curated record
AUGCUAUCAGCCGAGAAAACUGGCCAACUGAUUUAUGAGAAGCGACGGCGACAAGGCAUCCCCCGGUUACGUCAGCAGGCCGCCGCCGCCAUCGCAAUCGAAGACAAUGGAACCCUCCUGUUCAUCUCACUACAUCCCAUCUACUAUUCCCUCCCACCACUUCCGUCCCCUCCUCCCUUGACAUCAUCAUCCGGUUUGCGACUCGACUCGACUCAACUCACCAAGAACACCCACCUCAAACACCAUGCCCCCCAAAAAGCGCACCGCAACAACAACCCCCACCACCUCCACCCAACCCCCAAACGCCCCCGAGCGCGACAAUCCAAACUCGCCAAAGAAAACGACAUCAGCGCCGAAGAAGAAACCGAAAUCAAAGAAGUCUUUCACCUGUUCACGGAACCAAAUAAUGAAUUCCCAGAUGAGAAAGAGGGCGUGAUUCCUAGAGAAGAUGUGCGGAAGGCUUUGGUAGCAAUGGGCCUCGAACCCUCCUCAUCGGAAGAACUCCACUCCAUACUCGAAGCAGUCGAUCCAACAGACACGGGGUACGUCCCGUACGGGCCUUUUUUGACGGUUGCGGCGGCGAAGUUAAGGUCGAGGUCGGAGGAGGCCAUGUCGGCGGAGGUGGAUGCAGCGUAUCGGUUGUUUACGAAGGGGUCCGGGGGAUUGAUUACAUUCAAUCAUUUGAGGCGGAUUGCGCGGGAGUUGAAGGAGGAUGGACUGGGAGAUGAGUUGUUGAAGGAUAUGAUUUUGGAGGCGAAUGGGGGUGCUGGGGUGAAUGCGGGAGUUACGUUGGAGCAGUUUCAUGAGGUUAUGCAACGGGCUGGGGUGUUUUGAGCCUAGGGUUGGGUUGGGUUCAUGGCUUUUAGCGGGCGUUGGUUGGGUCUCUUUAUCGGUGUUACGUGGGGUAGGGAUGGUGGUAUAAAUGAGUCGGUUAUUGAGUACAUAGCGAUGGUAUGCUGCUUUAGCUGGGAGCAAAACAAGUACAUGCAAUGCAAUGUUAUAC